UAUUGUACAUGAAUAUCAAUACCUAACAAACAAUACUUCGAAGUCAUCAAGAAUUAUGUAUGUACUUAUCCAAAAGAAUGAAAUCGGGGUAUGUUCCAUGUUCGGAUUCACAAAAAUCGUACAGCUGCUCUAGCGACACUCAGACAUGUUCAAAGUGAAACCAACAACAAUACUAUUGAUUCUUUUCAUUCUUCUGUUGACAUCCGAAAAUUGUUUGAAAAACGUGUUCACGUGAUUUUUUUGUUUCGACUGUUCAUAAUAAUUCGAAGUAUUUCAAAAGUCGUACAUUGAAGUGAAUUUACAAUAAUUAAUUCCUCGUUUUGUUUGUGUAUUUGAGACACAGUGUAUAUUUGAGACCAAUUUUUCUAAAAAUGUCGUUUCAAAAUAAUGGCGAAAUUGAUCAAUCGGAUGAAAUAUUGCAAUUUUUAAACAAUAUUUGCAUGAAUGAUGAUAGUGCCGAUGUGUUGUUCAUCAUUGAAAAUACAAAAAUACCAGCGCACAAAGUGAUUCUAUCAGGUCGAUCUUCAUAUUUUCAAUCGUUGUUUUUUGCUGGCUUUUCUGAGACAAAGAAACCUGAAAUCGAAUUAAAAGUUCCGUUGGACGCAUUUAAAGCGAUUCUAAAAUACAUUUAUACUGGAUGCGUGUCCCUAGCUACUUUAGAAAGUCAUCAAAUAGUGGAGAUUUAUGAUCUGGCAAAUCAAUAUGGCUUCGAUACACUGAAGACGAUCAUUUUGGAGUAUUUAACAGUCAAUCUAACGUUGGAAAACUGUGUUUCAACGUUGGAUGCGGCUCAUUUAUAUUCUCUGGAUGAUGUGCAAACCUCGUGUAUGAAGUUUAUGGAUUGCCAUUCUAACGAGUUCCUCGAUCAUAUCACUUUUAAAGAGUUACCACUCACUUCACUAUGUGCCUUACUGAAGCGAGAUACAUUCUACGCACCGGAGAUCGAUAUUUUCAAAGCGAUCUGCAAUUGGUCAACAAACAAACCAGAUGAUGAUAUCAAGGAGGCGCUUUCAACAGUACGCUGGUCAGAAUUGAGCAUGGAUGAUUACUUGAAUGUUGUUGUACCAAGUAACAUUUUAGAUUCAACUCAACUUUUAAACACGAUGAAUCGUAAAUCAACUAACAAAACUGGUCGUACACAAUGUCGCAUACCAUAUUCACAAAAACAUAUUGAAGAAAAUUUUGUAACAACUGAAAACGGUGCGAAAUUUAUUUGUGGUGAAGAUAAACCAAAUUUUGGUAUAUAUAGGAAAUAUUGUGUAUAUCAUGCAAUAGACGGUAAAGUGUAUUCUAAACCUGAACUUCGUCGUAGCAAAUAUCUGCAACCAAAGGAUUCAUCUAUAAUUGUCGACCUGGGUGAUGUCCGAUUCAUAAAUUAUAUUAAAAUGUUAUUAAAGGACGAUGAUUCCCGUUCGUAUUCAUAUUACAUUGAAAUAUCACUCGAUGGAAAAAAGUAUACAAGAUUAUUCGAUCACACCAAGUAUUACUAUCGGUCUUGGCAAAAUUUAUAUUUUAAAUCACGUCCAGUUCGAUUCAUCAAAAUGGUUGGCACACGCGCCAUUAACAUAGAGAAAAAGCGAAUGGCUUAUAAAUGGCGAAAGAUCGAGUACAACUCGUUCGACGUUAUGGAAUUGCAAGCAAUGUUUACCAAAAAGAAUUAUCCAGAGUUCGUUGAUGGUGUUAUAAGGCCAAGCAAAAAUGUUGCUAAAGUGCAAUGUGGCGCUUCUAUUGUUCAAGGAGGCGACGGUCAUAAUAAUAUGUUGAACGAAAAUCCAAAUAAAUUUACGUGCCACGAAGUUGACUCUUACAUUCUAUUACAAUUCGGUCAACCAUACUACAUCGACUCGUUGCGAAUGCUGCUUGGCAACAAUAUGAACCAAUCGAACCAAUAUUCGUUUUACAUUGAGACAUCGAUGAAUAAAUCAAAAUGGCAGAUGGCGGUCGAUAAACGAAAUGAAACCCUGUCAGGAUGGCAAGACUUCGAUUUUGAACCGCGUCCAGCUAUUUUCAUCAAAAUAACCGGAACGCAAAGUGAUAAUAGUUUUCUUUGUACAUACUUCGAGUGUCCACGCAACCUACAGAAGCCGAAAUUUAAACAAAGUGAAUAGAGGUAAUAAUCCAUCUUCCGGGGAAAAAGUAACUGAAGCCAAGAAAAUGACAGAAAUAACAGCUUUUAAUCAGAAUAAAUGUUUAACUUUCAUAUCAAUUACACAGUUUAUUUCACCAAACUACUUUUAAUUUACAAUAUCGUCUUUUGCAUUCGUGAAAGGAAUUUAAUAAAUGAUUAGUAUAUUAAAUGAUCGAAA
Messenger RNA from Sitodiplosis mosellana (orange wheat blossom midge), 2306 nucleotides. RefSeq names its product BTB/POZ domain-containing protein 9-like. Gene Ontology annotation, molecular function: protein binding. Lineage: Eukaryota; Metazoa; Arthropoda; Insecta; Diptera; Cecidomyiidae. Gene Ontology annotation, biological process: circadian behavior; modulation of chemical synaptic transmission; adult locomotory behavior. The transcript has 5 exons. The coding region runs from base 372 to 2108 and encodes 578 amino acids. The record is from RefSeq and is a predicted model, not a curated record.